Messenger RNA from Perognathus longimembris pacificus (Pacific pocket mouse), 4224 nucleotides. It is a transcript of the gene Slc9a4, whose product is annotated as solute carrier family 9 member A4. Bases 525 to 2921 code for a protein of 798 amino acids. Gene Ontology annotation, cellular component: membrane. Gene Ontology annotation, molecular function: sodium:proton antiporter activity. Gene Ontology annotation, biological process: proton transmembrane transport; sodium ion transport; regulation of pH. The record is from RefSeq and is a predicted model, not a curated record. NCBI's taxonomy places the organism in Eukaryota, Metazoa, Chordata, Mammalia, Rodentia, Heteromyidae. The transcript is spliced from 12 exons.
GGGAGGAGAGAAAAAACAAACAAACAGGUGCAGGACAGGUAGCUCCUUCCUUGAAUCCUGUAGAGGAGAACAGGAUUCCUUUCCUCACUAAAGGACUCCACAGACACACGGAACGAUCACUGUAUUGUCCUUUCCAAUUUUCACGCACAAGACGGAACCAGUUGGCAAUGAAUUGAGAAAACAGCUUUGAAUGGAGAGAUAUUUUCCUCUUGGUAAAUUGUUCUUCAAGUCACAUUUGGAUGAAGGGCGAUGAAGGUCAUACAGAUAACUCCCUGGGCUGGAACAAAUGUAUUGGAGAGCUGCAUUUGAACCAAGAAGACAGAUUGCCUGAACACAGAUGAUUUUAAGAAGAUUAGAGAGCAUCUUUGUGCAGAAUUAGUAACACAUCCGGGCUUGGAAUGAGCCACGAACUGCAGGUAUUUUGUCUUCAACCCAGGUGAUGCAGGUAGUCCCUAGAAGUCGUCUCCAGCUCAGAGGUGGGGCAUACGCAGAGUCCAGGUGUGCAGUCAGAGAAACACACAGCCAUGGAUCUCAAGGUAUUUGUGCCUCUCCAUUGUUGGAAGUCGUUGCUAUUGCUGCUGGUCCUUGCAUGCUCCGAAGUAUCUUCUGAUUUGAAUGAAUCCACAAAUUCCUCCGGCCAGCAAGCCCCUGGCGCUUGGUUUGCGGCUUCCAGCUCAGAGCCAGGUGAAAGGAUAUCUGUUUUUGAACUGGAUUAUGAUCAUGUGCAAAUUCCAUACGAGGUCACCCUUUGGAUACUUUUAGCAUCGCUUGCCAAAAUCGGCUUCCAUCUUUACCACCGCCUGCCAGGCCUCAUGCCGGAGAGCUGCCUCCUCAUCCUCGUGGGGGCUCUGGUGGGCUUCAUCAUCUUUGGCACGGACCACAAGUCCCCUCCAGUCAUGGACUCCAGCAUCUACUUCCUCUACCUCCUGCCCCCCAUCGUGCUGGAGAGUGGCUACUUCAUGCCCACCCGACCCUUCUUCGAGAACAUCGGCUCCAUCCUGUGGUGGGCUGGCCUGGGGGCUCUCAUCAACGCCUUCGGCAUCGGCCUGUCCCUCUACUUCAUCUGCCGCAUCCAGGCCUUUGGCCUGGGCGACAUCAGCCUGCUGCAGAACCUGCUCUUCGGCAGCCUCAUCUCGGCCGUGGACCCCGUGGCGGUGCUGGCUGUGUUUGAGGAGGCCCGCGUGAACGAGCAGCUCUACAUGAUGAUCUUCGGAGAGGCCCUGCUCAACGACGGCAUCAGCGUGGUCUUAUACAAUAUCUUAAUCGCCUUCACAAAGAUGCAUAAAUUUGAAGACAUUGAACCUGUCGACAUUUUGGCUGGAUGUGCUCGAUUCAUCAUCGUUGGAUGUGGGGGAGUAUUUUUUGGCAUCAUUUUUGGAUUUAUUUCUGCAUUUAUCACACGUUUCACUCAGAACAUCUCUGCAAUUGAACCGCUCAUCGUCUUCAUGUUCAGCUAUCUGUCUUACUUAGCAGCCGAAACGCUCUAUCUCUCUGGCAUCCUGGCGAUCACAGCUUGUGCGGUGACAAUGAAAAAGUAUGUAGAAGAAAAUGUGUCCCAAACAUCCUACACCACCAUCAAGUACUUCAUGAAGAUGCUGAGCAGUGUCAGCGAGACCUUGAUCUUCAUCUUCAUGGGGGUGUCCACCAUUGGAAAGAACCAUGAAUGGAACUGGGCCUUCAUCUGCUUCACGCUGGUCUUCUGCCAGAUAUGGAGAGCUAUCAGCGUAUUUGCUCUCUUCUAUGUCAGUAACCAGUUUCGGACUUUCCCCUUCUCCAUCAAGGACCAGUUCAUAAUUUUCUACAGUGGUGUGCGAGGAGCUGGAAGUUUUUCUCUUGCAUUUUUGCUUCCUCUGCCUCUUUUCCCUAGGAAGAAAUUGUUUGUCACUGCUACUUUAGUAGUUAUAUACUUUACUGUGUUUUUUCAGGGAAUCACAAUUGGUCCUCUGGUCAGGUACCUGGAUGUCAGAAAGACUAAUAAAAAAGAAUCCAUCAAUGAGGAGCUUCAUAUCCGGCUGAUGGAUCAUUUGAAGGCUGGAAUUGAGGAUGUGUGUGGGCAAUGGAGCCACUACCAAGUGAGAGACAAGUUUAAGAAAUUUGAUCAUAGGUAUCUACGGAAAAUCCUAAUUCGAAAGAACCAGCCGAAAUCAAGCAUUGUUUCUCUGUACAAGAAGCUGGAAAUGAAGCAAGCUAUCGAGAUGGUAGAAACUGGGAUUCUAACUUCUACAGCGUUUUCCAUACCCCAUCAGGCCCGGAGGAUACAGGGAAUCAAACGUCUUUCCCCUGAAGAUGUGGAGUCCAUGAGAGACAUUCUGACACACAACAUGUACCAAGUUCGACAAAGGACCCUGUCCUACAACAAAUACAGUCUCAAACCCCAAUCGAGUGACAAGCAGGCUAAAGAGAUUCUGAUCCGCCGUCAGAACACCCUGAGGGAGAGCAUGAGGAAAGGCCACAGCUUGCCCUGGGGAAAGCCGGCUGGCACCAAAAACAUUCGCUACCUCUCCUUCCCCUACAGCCAUCCCCAGGCAGCGAGGAGAGAAGCCGGAGCAGAGGGAUCCGCAGAUGAUGACAGCAGCGAUCCAGGAUUCCCAUCCGUUAUGUUUAGCUCACACUCUCGGACAGGAUCCCUCCAGGAAAGACGACUGACACAGGAAAUGAUCCCAAUGAAGAGCUUCCACAAAGGAGGGAAAGCAUACCACGCUGGCUACCAGAGCAACAGCAGCCGCGAAGUGUAUGACGGCAGAAGCAGGAGGCUGUUUUUGAGGCCCAAGUCCUUGUUCUACGCAGUGGAUGAAGAGUAUGAAUGUGGAGGGGACAUGGAGGAGGAGGAGGCCUCAGCCCUGCGGUCCAGGUGGACCACGGAGUACCGGCACGGCAGGGAAUACCACAAGUCCCACAGUCCUUUGCUCCAAAGAAAAUAGUUCUGUCCAUGGGAUGGCUUCUGUGUCUUCAAGGGUCUUUCUUUCUAUUACUGGGUUGGAAGCAAUUCUAGAGUUCAAAAGAAGAGCUAUUGAAUUUGUUUUGUGAAGCUAUUGGACAGGCACUGUAAGAAUCAGGAAAGAUUUUUUUUUUUUUUAGUCAUAGGACUGGGAGCCCACGUUCUUAUAAUAUUACUAUACUUAGUAAGUAAUCAUGAUAAACAUGUGAUAUGCGCUAAUGAUGAAUUCUUUUAAUAAUUUUGUAAUUAGAAUAUUGAUUUCCAAACAAUUCUGUUGGAGACACUAUAGCCACCACAGUUUGAUAGCUGAUAAGAAUAACAGAUAUGAAUUAAGUGUGCAUGGGAUAUUUUUCUUUUGAGUUUGAGGAAUAUUCUUCAAUUUACAUUUUUAUCUUCAUCAUGCCCAAACUUGACCUUGACCCUCACAGUUAGCUCUUUAAUUUUUACCAAACUUCUUUAUCUCUUCUCCAUCCUUCCUUUCUCUUUCUUUUCUCUCUCUUCUGGUACAGAGGCUGGUAGGGUUCACUAGAAUUUACAAUUGAAAAGCCAUGUAUCAAAGUGAAUCUUCCAAGGUGAACAGAGUGUGCAUCUUUUAGCAAACUAUAUCCACGAAGCAACAGACAUCCAAAUUCCAGGCUUCCCUUCUUCGAGUGGUCCGCAAGGUAUGAAUGAGAGUGUCCUGGUUUUCUCUCAGAAUUCAGAAGAAGGGUGGAGGGACUUAGAGCUAGAUUUCACUGGUAGAAGCUGCUGGGAGAAUUUCCUGCUCAAAUAAAGAAGUGCCUCUGCAGGCAGAGGCAAACACAGACCAAAGAAAGAAGCCAUCAUUCCGGGGACGCUUCCAUAUGAACUAGCAAGCCAAGGUAGAGGUCUGCACUUGUAAUGUGUGCCAGUGGACCCUUCUGUACAGUGACAACUGCCACCCCCACCCACAGAGGAUGCAUUCCAAGACCCUGGGGCCGGGGGGGGGGUGGGUGGGUGCCUGGUCCUGCAGAUAGGACUCUUUUACAUACUUCGUUUUCAUCUAUAGAUACAUAGCGAUGAUUAAAUUUGUAAAAAUAGGCAAGUAAGAGAUGAACAAUAAUUAUAAAUAGAAGAGAAUAAUAAUUAUGAAAACUCAUGAGUUAUUUCUUUCUGGAAUCUUCGAUUUAAUAUUUUUGGACAGCGAUUGACUGUGGGUAACUGAAAUGGUUGAAUUGAGGAUAAGGGAAGACCCAGGCACUGUGAACAGCAAAGGGAAGUGGGAAGGAAAGUCGCAGCCAGCAUCUACAUGCCAGGCUCUUGGCUUA